Molecule: messenger RNA, 402 nt
Organism: Aspergillus costaricaensis CBS 115574
Lineage: Eukaryota; Fungi; Ascomycota; Eurotiomycetes; Eurotiales; Aspergillaceae
Exons: 1
Coding region: 1-402 (133 amino acids)
Source: RefSeq, a predicted model, not a curated record
AUGGCCCGCGUUUGCAUUCGCCGCGGUGGCGAUGCUGGUCCUGCUUCCCCUGCUGCAGGCCCCGUUGAUGCUAAUGACCGUACUGAGCGUGUCGAUCGUUUUGGUGCUGCUGAGCGUUUUGGUGCUGCUGAGCUUUUUGGUACUGCCGAUCGUUUCGGUGCUGCUGUGCGUGCUGGUGCUGCUUCCUCUGCUGCAGCUCCUGCUGAUGCUGGUGGCCGUGCUGCGCGUGCUGAGCGCGCUGAGCGUCUUGGUGAUGCUGAGCGUGCUGAUGGUUCCAUAUUCUCCGGUUCUGUAGCCCUCUUCCUCUUCGUCCCUUUCGCUUUUCCCUUCUUCGCUGGUUCAACUUGUGCUGGCGCCGUCUUGGGUAGCGGAGGCGGAGCCCUAGGUAUCUGCUCAAGCUGA